AUGAAGCUCCAGAUCGUGGGCGCCGCCCUCCUCUCAGCUUCUUCAGCAUUUGGUGCUGUCAUCAAGCGGGAUGAUGCGCAGUUCAAGAAAGGACAACCGAUUGACGGCAAAGGCAAGGGUGCACCCAUCCUAGGUGGAACAAAUCACCAGAUUGAUCUGGCCAACCCAUCCAACCUCGGAGAACAGAGUACCGACUCCGGCACUGUACCCAAUUUGAAGUGGCGGUUUUCCGAUUCCAAGACCAAGAUCUUUCCGGGUGGUUGGGUUCGAGAGCAGGUCAUUCAGGACCUGCCACAGAGCCAUGACAUUGCAGCCGCGCAACAGCAUCUGAAAAAAGGCGCAAUUCGUGAGCUGCACUGGCAUCGUGUAGCUGAAUGGGGCAUCGUAUACGAGGGCCGUAUCCUUGUCUCUGCCGUGGAUGAAAACGGGAAAUACCAGGUCGACGAGCUUGGAUACGGGGACAUCUGGUACUUCCCCAAAGGCCAAGCACACACCGUACAAGGCCUGGACGACGAGAACGAGUAUCUUCUGGCCUUUGACGAUGGUGAUUUUGACAAAGUAGGGACCACCUUCAACCUUGACGACUGGGUUGCGAAGACGCCCAAAGCCAUUCUGGCGAAGAACUUCGGUGUUCCUGAAUCGGUUUUCGACAAAGUUCCCGAGAAGAACCCAUAUAUCUUGAAUGCAACCACAAGCACACGCAACGUUACCGGCGGCAACGGUGAACUCACGGGCAACAGCUCAUAUGUAUAUCACACCUUUCAGCACGAUCCUGAGCCCGUUCCUGGCGGCGGUGGCGUCUUUUACAAGAUCGACUCAACCAAUUUCCCGAUAUCGAAAACGAUCGCUGCGACGUUUGUGACUCUUGAGCCCAAAGGACUUCGUGAGCUGCAUUGGCACCCUACGGCUGAAGAAUGGUUGUAUUUCCACGAGGGGGAGGGCCGCGCCACCGUGUUCAUCGGCGCAAGCAAUUCUCGCACCUUCGACUUCUCUGCCGGAGACACUGCUGUGUUCCCUGACAACAGCGGUCACUACAUUGAGAAUACCUCAGCAACGAAGAAUCUAACUUGGAUCGAGCUCUACAAGAGUGAUCGCGUGGCGGAUAUCUCUCUCGCACAGUGGCUGGCUCUCACACCCGCUGAUGUUGUCGCUUCGGUUCUUAAGAUACCGAUCGACGUGGUAGACGACCUGAAGAAGGAAAAGCAGGUACUAAUCAAAGGGAGCUGAAUCGGUUAGGGUAAGGCAUUCUCGACAGUAGUGUACGGUAAUGGUAGUACCUUUUCUUGUAGUGAUUUGUAAC
This is a messenger RNA of Paraphaeosphaeria sporulosa, 1300 nucleotides long. Its product is annotated as Bicupin, oxalate decarboxylase/oxidase. The record is from RefSeq and is a predicted model, not a curated record. NCBI's taxonomy places the organism in Eukaryota, Fungi, Ascomycota, Dothideomycetes, Pleosporales, Didymosphaeriaceae. The coding region runs from base 1 to 1227 and encodes 408 amino acids. Gene Ontology annotation, cellular component: cell wall. Gene Ontology annotation, biological process: oxalate metabolic process. The transcript has 6 exons.